AUGGAGGGGGCGGAACCCAUUGAGAUAAGUGGUGGAGGGAUGGAGACCCAAGUGGGUUGCGGUGCCACCCCGGGUGGCAGCGGCAAGAAGAGGGUCUCUCCGGGGACUGUGGGCUUGCAGGCGCACCUCAUUAUCAGGGACCUUGGAGAAAUUCAUUCAAGACUUUUAGAUCACAGACCAGUCAUUCAAGGUGAAACCCGUUAUUUUCUGAAAGAAUUUGAAGAAAAACAUGGCCUUCAAGAAAUGAGAGUUCUUGAAAAUUUGAAGAAUAUGAUCCACAAAACAAAUGAACACAGCCUUCCCAAAUGUGGAGAGACAGUGCAGGACAACUUAAACCAAGUUCUCCAGAAACCGCAAGCAGCUAAUCACUCAGUCUGUAGACUCCCAAAGAGGGAGCAGGAACAAAGAAAGAUUCAUAGUGAGCAUUUAAUAGCUAGUGAAAAACAGCAUGCAAUCCAGUGGGAAGAUUUCAUGAAAGAGCAACACAACAAAUGGGCUGAAGUGGACAAAGAGCAAAAAAAAAUCCAUGGAGAGACUUAA
This is a messenger RNA of Choloepus didactylus (southern two-toed sloth), 540 nucleotides long. Its product is annotated as biogenesis of lysosome-related organelles complex 1 subunit 5-like. Gene Ontology annotation, cellular component: transport vesicle; BLOC-1 complex. Bases 1 to 540 code for a protein of 179 amino acids. Lineage: Eukaryota; Metazoa; Chordata; Mammalia; Pilosa; Megalonychidae. The transcript has a single exon. The record is from RefSeq and is a predicted model, not a curated record.